This is a messenger RNA of Manis pentadactyla (Chinese pangolin), 932 nucleotides long. RefSeq names its product BAG family molecular chaperone regulator 1-like. Gene Ontology annotation, biological process: protein stabilization. The record is from RefSeq and is a predicted model, not a curated record. The coding region runs from base 140 to 763 and encodes 207 amino acids. Gene Ontology annotation, cellular component: cytosol; membrane; cytoplasm. NCBI's taxonomy places the organism in Eukaryota, Metazoa, Chordata, Mammalia, Pholidota, Manidae. Gene Ontology annotation, molecular function: protein-folding chaperone binding; adenyl-nucleotide exchange factor activity. The transcript has a single exon.
UCUCAGCGAUCAGCAGUCCAGAGUGUAGCCAGCAGACAUGCCGGAUCCACCAGAGGCGCCGCCGCCGGAGCUCGCCGGCCGCGGGUGAAGAAGAAAGUGCGGCCUCGCGUGGCCCGAAGAGGUGGCCCGGAGCGGGGAAAUGGCGGCAACGGGGCUCAGCGUGACGGUCACCCACAGCAAUGAGAAACAUGACCUUCAUGUUACCCCACAACAGGGUGGUAGUGAACCAAUUGUCCAAGACCUGGCCCAGGUUGUUGAAGAGGCCACAGGAGUCCCACUGCCUUUUCAGAAACUCAUAUUUAAGGGAAAAUCUCUGAAGGAAAUGGAGAAGCCAUUGUCAGCACUUGGAAUACAAAAUGGAUGCCGGGUCAUGUUAAUUGGGAAAAAGAACAGUCCAGAGGAAGAGGUAGAACUAAAGAAGUUGAAAGAUUUGGAGAAGUCUGUGGAAAAGGUAGCUGACCAACUCAAAGAGUUGAACAAAGAGCUUACUGGAAUCCAGCAGGGUUUUCUAGCCAAGGAUUUGCAAGCUGAAUCUCUCUGCAAACUCCAUAGGAGAGUAAAAGCCACAACUGAGCAGUUUAUGAAGAUCUUGGAGAAGAUUGACACACUAAUUCUGCCAGAAAAUUUCAAAGACAGUAGACUGAAAAGGAAGGGUUUGGUGAAAAGGGUUCAGGCAUUCCUAGCUGAGUGUGACAUCGUGGAACAGAACAUCUGCCAGGAAACAGAGCUGCUGCGGUCCACAAACUUGGCCCUGGCCGAGUGAAGGGAGGCAGAGAGGCUAUGCUGCCCUGAAGAACACCACCACCAGUUCUGUCUUCUCUGGAACAGAAGCUACCUGAUUUCGCUAAGGCUGUUAAGGACAGUUGGCCGACUGCCAAUUUUCCUACUCCUACACCUGUUCUCAGUGAACAAGUAUUGUCUUUAUAAAAAAA